AGAAACAACGUGGCAUUCCUUUUCGCACUCGUGAUUAUCUCCACCCGUAAGUCGGCCGCCAUCUUUAAAAUCGGCGGAUCGUACGACGACGAGGAGAGACGACGUCGUGGACGACGUCACACUGUAUUGCACUCGGUCUCCCUCCCCCUUCACGCGCAGUAAGUACCGGAGUAAUGCGAAAUUCCCGGUAAAGGGCAUCGUCGAAAUUCUUCCGCCCGCCCCCUUAAUUUAGUAGAAGGAAAAAAAGGAACUCGCUCUUUACUCGCUCUAUUUGCGGCAGGCGUUCGAGAGUACCUUCCCCUCUACCUGUUGCCUACAUCUGCUCCCCCUCCGCGCUAACUUGCUUCCUACCUGUCAUCGGUUGUUUGCUUACAUCUAGUCGAGAGGUGGGAAGCGAUCGAACAGAUGCAGCGCUAUAUCUACGCCGUUUGGAGUAGCAGCGUACGAUUCUGUUAUGUAAAUACUAAGGAAUAUGAGCUAGAACAAAAAAUAGAUCUGGAAAUCAAAAUGAGAGAGGGAACGACGAAAUUGCUGGCCGCUUGCAAGCAUCCGAUCCAGAGUCUGGAGGCCGCCAAGUCGCUCCUGACUUCCAACGAGAGGAUGACGGCGUACAUGGCCAAGCUUCAGCAGAGGAAGGCGGCCGAAAAGAGGGCCAGAGAAGAGGCGACUCCAUCUCUCAGGGUCUCAGGUUGCAAUGCCAGAGUUGCCGUCUCAGAUAUCAGAAUGCCCCUGAUAUGGAAAGACAGCGACCACUUCAAGAACAAGGGGGACUACAGGAGGUUCGCCGUCUUCUGUCUGCUGAAAAUCGGGACGGAGAUCUACGACACCGUCAUGAUCAACAACGUGGACCGCAGCAUGACCGACAUCUCCUUCGAAGACGUCGUGGUCUUCAAUCGCGUUCCUCCCAAUUUCGAGUUUCGCCUGGAAGUGUACAGCCACGUCCUGCACGACGACCUGAGCAUCGCCAGCACCCCCAGGAAGAUCAAGAAAAAGAUAUCCAACUCCAUAAGUAGGACCAUAGGAAGGAAACUGGCGGCCAGUCUGAAAGAAGAAUUGACUUCCAUCGACAUAGGUCCAAAAUUCGAUCUGGUGGCGCACGCCACUCUGAGGCUGUCCGAUUCCAGCGACGACAUCCACACGCACGACCUGAUCCUGGAGAACGCCGAGAACCCCCACCAUCAGUUGCCCCUCUUCGGCCACUUCUGCUGUCGAUUGGCCGUCCAGCCCGACUGCGCCACCGAAGAGUGCGCUUCGGGCCACCUGGGUCUGAUUCAGCGAGUUGGAAAUGUGGGUGGUUGCCGGCGCAUGUGGUGCACUCUGCGGAACUUCCGCCUGUCCUUCUGGGCUAAGUGCGAAGAUUCCCGACAUUCUCCGCCCGUCCUGUCUAUCCCGGUCGACAAGGAAACCGUGUGUCUGCCCGAGAAGUCUUCGGUUCGUCCCCACUGCUUCAAGAUCGUCAACCGUUGCGAAGGCAAGAUGGUGGAGCACGUGCUAUCGGCCGACACCGACUUCCAGUGCGCCGAGUGGACGGCCCGCCUGAGUCAACACGCCAGGGAUCACGAAUUGUGGGCUCACGCCGCCGAAGCGCCGAUGGAGAUUCCUUCGCCGGCUCCUGUCAGGACCCCUUUCUGCCUGAGGUCCCGACAGGGUUCGCUGUACGACGAAACGCCCCUGAGAGAUUCGCCGCCUUCGUCGCUGGGCACCGGAGUUCUGCACGAGAGCAACCACCGAUUGUCUCCCCCCUGCGUCCGUUCCCGCAGCUCCAGCACCUCUUCGGCCGCCAGCUCGGCGGGCGGAGGCCGACGCGGCUUCUUCGCCUUCCGCAAGCCCGACAAGGACUACCCCUUCUGCUGAUCUCCCGCAACAAUCUCCUUUUUAUGGUUCUUUUUCUCUUGUAAAUAAGGCCAGUGCGCGUCCCGUUCCGGUCGUCGCGUGCAAUUUCCUUUACCGGACGCGGCGCGCCAACGUUGGUUGUAAAUCCCGUUACAGAAAAUAAUUAAUUUUAUUCGGAUUUCGUCGGAAGACGUCCCGUAUGUGUGUCCGUACCCGUGCCAUUGUAUAAAAAUAAAAACACAGAAAAAUU
Centruroides sculpturatus (bark scorpion) is the source of this 2083-nucleotide messenger RNA. Its product is annotated as rhotekin-2-like. The coding region runs from base 406 to 1854 and encodes 482 amino acids. The transcript has 11 exons. Lineage: Eukaryota; Metazoa; Arthropoda; Arachnida; Scorpiones; Buthidae. The record is from RefSeq and is a predicted model, not a curated record. Gene Ontology annotation, biological process: mitotic cytokinesis; actomyosin contractile ring assembly; septin ring organization. Gene Ontology annotation, cellular component: actomyosin contractile ring.